Molecule: messenger RNA, 1017 nt
Organism: Carya illinoinensis
Lineage: Eukaryota; Viridiplantae; Streptophyta; Magnoliopsida; Fagales; Juglandaceae
Exons: 5
Coding region: 104-739 (211 amino acids)
Source: RefSeq, a predicted model, not a curated record
CAAAAAAUUAUGCGGGGAGCAACAAUUGGACGGCAGAGCCGUUUUCAAUUGUAACCGUGUUUUUGUUCUGGCAAGCAAAAAAAGUCACCGCUAAAAAGACCUCAUGCGACGAGUUUUCACGCCCCCCAUGUUGCUUUUUCUUCCCCCUCCCCCUCUUUUUUCUUUCCCCCCUACUCAAUAUUCCAUCUCUAUUAUCGGUGAGUUUGGUACCGCCCUUCCCAAGCUGUGCCUACUGUCGUGCCGUCGCCACCUCACCGAGGAGCCCUUAAUCUCUCUCUCUCAGUUCCAUCUUCUUAUGUGGGGAAUCUCGACCGGAGCGUGGACAAGGAGCUACUACUCAAUGAAUGGCUCUGUGUUCUUCAAUUUUUUUCCCUCCCGUUUUAGACACACAACAGAGGAAGCAAUUGCUACAUGCAUAGAGGCAAUUGAACCAGCUCGGGCUGCACUGACAUCUCAGUUGCGGAACACAGUGAUAAAUGAUCUCAUAGAAGGUUUAACAAAACAUGAUUGGUUUACAGAACUUGAUAUUGCUGAUGAACCACCUCCUGUGAGAUUUUCUUUGAGGGAAUGGAUCAACCAAGCCAAGGAAGUUCAAGCAACGGUUUUUAUUGCAGUGCAUGGAGGUAUUGGUGAAGAUGGUACACUUCAGGCUUUGUUGGAAGCUGAAGGGUUUCUUAUACAGCUCUUAUCUUACAAAUCAACUGUUUUAAAUGGACUAAAGCAGAGUAUAUACUUUUGAGCCAUCACCUAAUGGAUGAAAUAUCUAAAUUUCAACCGGAAGCAAAACAUAGAAAAGUAUGCAUUCGGUGAAGUUAUUGCAAACAUAUUCUGAGGAUGUCUUGAACAUGACACAGGUGAAAUCCAUAUGUCAUCUUUGCAUAUUCGACUUUUACAUCGAUGUUUAUCUUUUAGAGGACAUUUAUUUUCAUUCUUAUGGAUAAUUUUUAUUGUGCUUGGACAGUUAUUGAUUUCCCUUGAAAUAUACAAUUUUUAUUUAGCAUGCUUUUUUACUAAUGC